Molecule: messenger RNA, 1739 nt
Organism: Mycena citricolor
Lineage: Eukaryota; Fungi; Basidiomycota; Agaricomycetes; Agaricales; Mycenaceae
Source: the annotation of a GenBank genome assembly
GGCUACCCGUGACAGCGGUUCGAGAGUCCUCUGUCUCCAUCUUAUCUCAUUGGGAUCUGUAGUGUGACUCGAGCAGAAUUAGCACAAUUCUCGUACAUGCAUCGACGGCUAGAAGUUCAGGACUUGGCCAUCGAAUACGAAGUUCUGCACGCCAGGAUGCAACACCCGGACUCUGUCGGCAAAUACUCUCCGGUCCUUCCGGAUCUGCUUCACCGAGAGAAGAACAUCCCCACUGCCACUCCAGGUGUAGUUCACCUCGACUUUGCUUAACGCAGGAAAGGUUUUGGGCGUCAUGAUCGCAUCGAAGGAUCCCCCCGACGCAGGGAUCCGGCACUCAUUGAAGGUGAUCCGGCGGAGAUUGGGGAGCACGGGCCACGACGUGAAAUGCAUCGCAUGGAGGGUCCACAGCGUCAAUGCGGACAGGGUCGGGAGGUGGGAGGCCAGCAGCCGGAGGCAGUCCGGCAGUUGGGCGUGCUGCCGCAGCUCGAUAUGCGCAAGAUGAGGGAACCGGGCAUCGGCAUCCCCCGGCGACAAGACGUGCAGGACGAACGGGACCAGCGCAUUCAAGGUCUGCAGUUUCGGGAGACUGAGCGGUGCGCCACUGGCCUCAAGCACGGAGUACGCGGUCAUGUUCUUGAUGGUUGUCACUCUGCGGUGGCGAUUGAGAAAGCGCGUGCUCGUCUCGACACUGAUUUCCGGGGCCCAGAGACCGACGCAUACCAGCGCGGGCAGAUGGAGCGAGCCCAAGACGGCGUCCCACUCGUUUGGAGCGAGCUUGAUUGUCAGCUGCAGGUCAGUCAGAGUGUGCGCAUCAAGGACGACCGUGUUCCAGAGCUUCUCCGCCCGCGGACGGAAGGUAGCGCUGAGGGUCUGCAUUGUGCGGAUCGUCGGCACACUCUGCUUCGAGCGGUCAUGCAUCGUGAUGCUGGCGUAGCUGUUUGCUGCCUUCCAUGUGCCAUCAUAGUUUCCCGUCGACGGCGACCACUUCUUCAAGCCGUCCGGCCGGCAGGUAAGCAGUCCGUCUGUCAUCACGACCGCCGUUACCGCUCGUGUACAGUCGGUCGUCGCACGAAGCAGAAGCACGACCGCACGGGCCAUAGAGCGGGACGUCAGCGCUGCCUGGAUCCCAUCCAUCCCUAGGUCGAUGUGCAUUGAGAGGCCGACGUCGUCCGGUCGAGACAGCGCCGCAGCCCAGUGUACCACCGAGGCGAGCUCCUCCACUCCACGCACGUCCAAGCUAUCUUUCUCUGCGAUCCAGCGCAGCUCCUGCACCCCCGGCCCAUCAUUCGUCCGGAAGAAUAGCGCGGACUUGAGCGCGUGCGCAGCUGCCUCCGAGUCGUCCGUCCUGAUAGCCAGACAUCCCGUCGCGAUGCCCGCGGCCGUCACACCGUACAAGCUCAGCCACGCCCGCGUGGCGAGAUCAUUAAAGCGGCGCGAUACCUGCGCGAGAUUCACGAGCGUCUUUGGGGGCUGGGGUUCCGAUAGGACGAGGUGGGAGAGAAUGGAGGGUAUGAGCUCGUUGGGGAGGGCCGCGAAUCCGUGUUCCGAUUCCUGAGGUAAGAUGGGAGUGGAAGAUAAUGGUGUUUUCACAGAGGACACUUCGGAAGAAGCGAUGGGUAACCUGAGUCCCCAUUUCUUGAGAAAGGAUGACAUGCGGAGAGAAGAGAGAUUGUGGGGAAAGACCUACAUCUCCAUCCGGAAUGGUGUAGGGGUUAACAUUGUCGCCUCUCAUGAGUUGC